Ambispora leptoticha is the source of this 954-nucleotide messenger RNA. The record is from the annotation of a GenBank genome assembly. NCBI's taxonomy places the organism in Eukaryota, Fungi, Glomeromycota, Glomeromycetes, Archaeosporales, Ambisporaceae.
AUGGAAGAGAAAGAAUUAUUGAGCAGUAAUUAUUUAGCCAAGAAUGUUAUAAUUAACAAUACUUGUUACAUUACAAGAAGUCAUCCUAGAGAGGAUCCACAAGGAUGCUAUGUCUUAAACAAGAAUUCUACCGAAUCUUUCAAUGGUCUUGCCAAUUUAAAUUUGUCUGAUCCAUAUCGAGAUAAGGAUGAAGACCUGAUGGAUCCAGGAUUUUGCGUCAAUCUUUGUACCAACUUUCUUUUUAAAUAUGCUGCUCUCGGAAAUGGAACAGACUGUCGUUGUGGAACAGAUGAUAGUCUCACAGCCUAUACUAAACUCAAUGACACUGAUUCAUUAAACUAUUGCAAUAUCACUUGUGUUGGCAAUACGACUGAUAUAUGUGGAGGGAAAGAAGCUUAUACUGUUUAUGACAUCACAAAUGAAUUACCAAGUUAUAAGGUGCCUACAAUAGCUAAUGAUGAGAAACUUGCCUUAAUUCAUAAUCUUAGUAAUAACUCGAGGUAUAUUGGAUGUAUCCAAGAUAGUCCUCUUUGUGAUCAAAGAAUAUUAAACGGAACAUUUCAAAAACUUCCUGAUAUGACAGUUGAUAAGUGCAUAGACUCUUGCGGGAAAGAUGGCUUCAAAUAUGCGGGAUUAGAAAUAGGAGAUGAAUGUUAUUGCGCUAUGACUUACAAACCUGGAAUUGAGUUAAAACCAGAGGAAUGUAGCUCUAGCUGUCCAGGCAAUAAUUUCCAAUUAUGUGGAGGUCCUUUAUCUCUUAGUAUUUAUGAAGUUCCUCAAAUGACUCCAACACCCUCUCAUGCUUUAAUGCUAGGUUUGAGUCUUGGGCUGGGAAUACCAGUAUUACUCUUACUGGUUGUCCUAGUGUGGCGAUUUUGCCAUCGGAAACGAGUGAACGCAAAUAAAAACGAGGAUUUCAUAAUUCGUGAUGAUACCAUGUAUGUUGUGGAUUGA